Molecule: messenger RNA, 390 nt
Organism: Toxoplasma gondii ME49
Lineage: Eukaryota; Apicomplexa; Conoidasida; Eucoccidiorida; Sarcocystidae
Product: U6 snRNA-associated Sm family protein LSm8, putative
Exons: 3
Coding region: 1-390 (129 amino acids)
Biological process (GO): mRNA splicing, via spliceosome
Cellular component (GO): precatalytic spliceosome; U4/U6 x U5 tri-snRNP complex; U6 snRNP
Molecular function (GO): RNA binding
Source: RefSeq, a predicted model, not a curated record
AUGGCGCAGGUGCUUCAGACUCUCGUUGACCAAAAAGUUGAAAUUGUCACUGUCGACGGACGCGUGUUUGUCGGCACUCUGAAAGGCUUUGACCAAAGUACAAACUUGAUUCUGGACAAGUGCGAAGAAAGAAUUUACAGCGUAGAUGCCGCAGUCGAACAGAUUGCGCUCGGCCUCUAUCUUAUUCGAGGCGAUAACAUCGCGGUCGUCGGAGAGGUCGAUGUGGAGGUAGAUGAGAGCAUUCAGCUGUCGUCGGUUCGUGCAGCUCCUCUCAAGCCAGUACGUUUCUGCUUUCUUUCCGUCUCCUUUUAUUUUCGUCAUUUUUCCAGAUCGCGUUCUUCACCGAGGAGCAGGAAAGGUCCGUGCAUGUUUUGGUCUCGACUUGGCUAG